GCACACACCUACCUAUGUCUCUUUUCUUUUACUUAUGCUCUUUGAUAGAUACAGAAACAAGUCUAAAUCAACUACACUCGCAACAAGCGAGAAAAAGAAAUUGAGUAUAGCCAAUUCACUUCUUAAAAGAUUCAGUAAAAAGAAGAACAAGAAAAACAAUGAAUUAAACCAGCCUAGAACAUCCAUGUCAUUACCCAAUAUUGCAACUAUUCCCGAGAAAGAGGAUAUAAUGAAACCACUGCCUCUUCCAGACCAUAUUACUUCAAGGCAACAAAAGAGACACUCUGCAGAUCAACGUCGCCAUCGUCACCAUGUGAUCUCGAUGCAAGACGUCAAUCGACACUCUAUUACUUUUGGCCAUUUACCACCCUUAAAGGCAAAGGCCAUGGCUGAUUUAGCCUUUGAGCCUCAUCAAAUAGCUAAAUUAAACCGCUUAGCCAAUUUGCCUGAUAAUACAGAUGCCCUGUUAGCGACAUUGGGCAACACAACACAGCCUCAAGUGCUUGUGCCUCAUCGAUCCAUCAGUCACCAAAACCUGAACGAACCUUCCAUACGUCAAUCACUUAAUCGUACACACUCAGAAUCACACGCAAAGACAAGAGAAAUUGAAGCAGAUCCAAUUGAACCCGAGACAUUGGCAGACUUAUUAAGCAUGGAAGCUUCAGGGGAAGGUUCUCAUGUCAUUCUUAUCGAUGUUCGUAACCUGAUUGACUACCAAAAAAGACGCAUUCGCCAUUCACUUAAUGUCAAUCUGCCUUCAUUGUUAAUUAAACGCUAUCAGCGCGGUACAAUUGCUAAUUUCAAUCUGGAAAACUUUAUCACCACAGCAGAAGGUCGAGAGAUCUAUGCUGCUAAACACACAAGACCAUCACAGCCUACAACGCCUUUGAUGGGCACCAUUUUGGAGCAAAAAGCAGCAGAGGCAGAAAUAAAGAAUAACAACAGUAACAAGAAACGAAAAGUAGCCUGGGUCAUUUAUGAUGAAGACAUGACUGAAGGAGAUCAAACCUCACAAGCUUGGACGAUUCUGAAUGUGCUGAAGCGCUUUGUAGGUGGUGAUAAGACAAAAGAGGGCAGAGUGUAUUAUCUUGUCGGCGGAUUUCAUGCUUUUCAAGAACGCUAUGAAAACUGGCUUGAGACAACCAAAUGGCCCCCACAAUUCAAGUUAAACAACAAUAUGCCGAGACGCUCGAUCAGUUACACCAUGGGUGAAUCUAAAAACGAUUUGCAUAAGCGAACAAGCCUGUUCACAUUGGAUACACAAGCUGCUCGCGUAAAUAAUGCUAACGCGCUGGCGCGUAGAGCAAAAAGAAGAACAGAACAAAAUGAAGAUACCACGGCACGUUCUACGUCCAAUACAACAACAACCAAUACAAUACAUCUUUCUUCUCGCAACCCACUCAGUUCGCAUAGACUACAGCCUCAGCAAAAAUCAUUGAAUCGUGUAGCAGAAGACGAAGAAACCCCUAUGACAGCUGAUGUUUCCUCGCCUCGAACAGAAACUGAUUUCUGCUUCAUUAUUUCCGAGAUUAUUCCUGGCUUUUUGUAUGUGGGUCCUGAAAUUGAGACAGAAGAGCAAGCAGUACAAUUAGAUCAACGCCAUAUUCGACGUGUAUUGAAUAUGGCUGAAGAAUGCCAAGAUGAAGGACUGGCUUCACGUUCAUUUGUCUAUCAUAAAAUAGCUGCUCGUGAUACUCUAGAAAUGAAAAACAUUGAGCUUGUUAUGAUGGAAGCUGUUCAUUUUAUCGAACAAGCAAAAAAGAAGCAUGAACCUAUUUAUGUACAUUGCAAAGCAGGCAAAUCUCGUUCAAUUACAGCCAUCUUGGCCUAUUUAGUCACUUCAGAACGUUGGACAUUGAAAAAAGCUUAUCGUCAUGUCAUUAAAGCAAGACCCAACAUGUCUCCUAACAUUGGUUUUAUCUCAGAACUGAUGAAGAUGGAAGGCAAAGUCCAUGGUCGUGUUAGUAGUUUCAUGGAAUCUGAUUGGCAAUCCACUCCUUUACCUAGUCCUGAAUAUGCUAAUGAAUUGUUUCAAUUAGAGAAGGCCUGGCAAACAAACGAAACCACUAAUACUAAUACUAUUACUACUACUACUAUUAUUUAACUUUUUCUUUUUUCUACCUUUUAUUUAAUACACUUUGAUUAAAAAU
Molecule: messenger RNA, 2150 nt
Organism: Gilbertella persicaria
Lineage: Eukaryota; Fungi; Mucoromycota; Mucoromycetes; Mucorales; Choanephoraceae
Exons: 3
Coding region: 35-2104 (689 amino acids)
Biological process (GO): protein dephosphorylation; negative regulation of MAPK cascade
Cellular component (GO): cytoplasm
Molecular function (GO): MAP kinase tyrosine/serine/threonine phosphatase activity; protein tyrosine/threonine phosphatase activity
Source: RefSeq, a predicted model, not a curated record